This is a messenger RNA of Penicillium canescens, 1329 nucleotides long. RefSeq lists its product as uncharacterized. The coding region runs from base 1 to 1329 and encodes 442 amino acids. The record is from RefSeq and is a predicted model, not a curated record. The transcript has 2 exons. Lineage: Eukaryota; Fungi; Ascomycota; Eurotiomycetes; Eurotiales; Aspergillaceae.
AUGAGCAGCGGCCCAAGUGCCGAAAAUGCGUCUCCACUGGCCGCAACUGCCCUGGCUAUUCUGUCCCGAUCCGCCAACCAACGGCGAUCACAAUAUACAAUCUCCCCUUCAAAAUUCUCAGACUCGACACUAUGGAUGGACCUUAUGAUGCAGCGUAUGCAGCAUCAACCGGUGGUCCGUAACGCUCUUAUCGCCCUCAGUUCUUUAUACAAAGAUUUCCUACAGCAGGGAAACCUAUCUCUUAGGGCAUCCCCACAGAACAUCUUAAUCAUCACCAAAGCACACAAACAAUUACGCACCCAUCUUUUAUCGCGUGAUGCUUCGCCCGAAGUGGCCCUUAUCUGCAGCCUCAUCUUCUACAUCCUCGAAUGCCUUGUCGGCAACUCACAACAAGCAAUCUGGCAUCUAGAUCAAGGAUUGACUCUCUUGCAACGGUGUCAGAGUGAAUAUCCUGAUGUUGUUUCUGCGCCAGAAUUUGGGCACCUGAUGGCAGUCUUCUCGCGCCUUGAUAUUCAUGCCAGCAUCUUUGGUAAUGACCGGGCUCCCAUAUUGAAUCUUGCAAAGGCCCCGGAAUUCUCAUCUACUGUACCAGAUUCUUUUAUUCGUUUGUCUGAUGCUGAGCAUUCACUAACAGUCAUGCAAAACUGGCUUAUACAUCAUCUCAUUUCUUCGCUUGAGCACAGAGAGAAGGCUCAAGAGCAGAUUCCUUUGGAUAUUAUACAUGAGAGACAGCAACUGGAGAUACAGUUUCUACGAUUAGAGUGUGGGAUCGAGGACCUGUUUCUUGGGCCACAUGAAAAGGCCCAAAAGCCCCAACAACAACAGCGCGUGCUGCUACUACAUAUCCAAGCGAUGAUUUUCCAUGCAGCCUUACUGGAGAACAUAUUUAUCUCUUCCGAUAAGUCGAACAUGGCAAUUGAAGCCGACCUCAGGUUUGAUCUCGCUCUCUCCAAAAUCAAAUCACUAUUGUCUUCGUGCCCCGAGUCCAGCUCUGCUUCCUCAAAUCGAGAAUUUACAUUGUCAACAAAUAUCAUUGCUGUGCUAUACUAUAUCUGCAUGAAGACCAGGAAUCACCGCAUCCUGAAAACGGCCCUUUCUCUCAUCCAGAGUUGUUCAGUGUCGACCCGUGAUGGUCUUUGGGAUGCUAGUAUGGCAGCAAGUGUUGUGCAAUAUUUGGCUCCAUACGAUGUCUCUGAGGGUUGUGGGUCGGAAAUUGUAAAAUUGGAGGAUGUUGGUUCCGGAAUUGUGGAUACUAGUGGUGGCCUAGAUGAGGCAUUCAGGUUACUUAGAAUUAUGGAGAGCUCAGAGCCCGAAGUAAUACAGUCAUAG